UUCAUCUUUCCUUGGAGCUGUAUAUCCUCACAGCUGUGGAAUUUAUACAGCAGAAGUUAUGCUGCUUAAGGUCUGAACAUGGUUCCAAUAGUGAGGAGCCAUUAAUUACGUGAGCACUUAAUGACAGGGAGAGAUGUGACCUCAGUGGAGAAGUCGAAACUGCUGGGUUGAAGACUGAUGGUGGAACAGAGAAACUGGGGUCCGGAAUUACCAAAGAAAGAUGUGAGAUAGUUACUUUUUUCUGGGACUGAGGAGGGUGAGAUGACAGUGCAGUUGGAGAGUGACUUGAGACCAGGUAAACAAAAAAAAGCGAUUUUAAGUUAGUGUCAUUGGGAAAGUCAGUGGGAUAAAGGGGAAUGCAAAAUUGCUAAGGAGAACUGCGUACCAGAUAUUAAGAAAGUAUGGAUCCCCGGAGUGGAACUUGAACCCAGAAGCGUCUGACUCAGAGCUGAGAGUGCAGCAGAUUGCAGCACAAAGCCAAUUGCCUGAAGGCUGAAUUUCCAUGAAGGCAGACAGAGGUGUUCUCCAGCAAGGUUCAGCCAGAGGUCAACUGCUAAUGGAAAGAUCCAGAUAUGCUUGGCCACCUACCCAAGGAGCCACUUUCCAGUGAUAUCCAAGACAAGCAGCAGCCCUAUCCUCCUUUAAUUUCCACCACUUCACAAACCUUCCCGAAGACAUUAACAGACUCUGGGUGCUGUUGUGAAACCACAGUUCAACGAGUGGCUGCUGAAUCAACACCUCACCAUGGUCAAAGGCAAAGAGCAGAACCUUCAACUUUUUUGCUCCCUAGUGAUCGGGCUUGUUUCCUACUCUACACUUCAAGCAGAUGCUCAGAAUUCGUGUCAAAACAGCUGUGGACAAAGGUUGGCUGAUUGUUCCUGUCAUGUGACUUGCGAAUCAUUGCGAACAUGUUGCCCAGAUUACAGUGACUUCUGUCUCCGGGUAUCUCCUCAAUCAGGAACCUUAAUGGGAGGAGAAGAUAUUGUCAUCGUUAAUGCAACAUUUAAUGCUCAGGACAAGAUAAUUUGCAAGUUCAAGUCAGACAUUUUAACCGAUGGUUACGUUGAUGCUAAACAUAGGGCUCACUGUAUCUCACCAUUGCUGUAUGAAAAUGGAAGGAUACAAUUUGAGUUGUCAACAGAUAAUGGAAAAACCUUUGAUCGCCGAGGGACAUGGGUGUCAGUACAUCACAGCAAAUUCUCGUCCCUGAAGAAAAGCACCUUGGUGAAUGCCACCAAAUGGCAGUACUAUGGCACGCCCAACGUUUCAGGGGAUCUGACUCUGGUUUGGAACACAUCAUUGAUCUCAGCAACCUCUGUAAAUAUUGAAGUCUGGGGAUAUCAAGAAACAGGUACACCAUACUCAGAAUCCUGGGAAGGAAAAUGGACUUACCUCUAUUCACUUGAAAAAGCUGCACCAAACAGCGGGACUUUCAAAUUCACCCCUCAGCCUGCUAAAAAACCCUAUUCUGAAUGGGAGAUUGGAAUGCUGCGACUAACCGCUGAGAAUCAAAACGACGGGGCAGCUAAUGUCAGAGCAUUAUGGAGUCCAAGCCAUGCGCUAGCUUGGCACCUGGAAGAAAGGUUCAGAGAAGACUCGGCUGCCUGGGCGUACCAGAAAUGCUUGGCCUGGCACAAAACUGAAGAGACACUGCCAAACUUCCUGCUGGAGAUUGCAGAUUGCCCUUGCACUCUGGCACAGUCACGGGCAGAUUCAGGGCGAUUUCAUACAGACUAUGGGUGUGACAUUGAGAAGGGGAGUAAAUGCACCUAUCACCCAGGAGCUGCCCAUUGUGUUCGAGCUAUCCAAGCAAGCCCCAAGUAUGGAGCAGGACAGCAGUGCUGCUAUGAUGCCCAAGGCAGACAGAUUCUAACUGGAGACUCGAUUGGAGGCAGCACCCCUGACCGAGGGCAUGACUGGGGCUCCCCACCAUACGAGAAGCCCCCAAGAGUUCCUGGCUUCUCUCACGGACUCUACGACGUGAUGAGCUUCUAUUACUGCUGCCUGUGGUCAGAUAACUGCCAGUAUUACUUUCUACAUCGACCUUCAAGUGACUGCACAACCUACAGACCUCCAAAAGCCGGCACAACAUUUGGAGAUCCACAUUUCUUUACUUUUGAUGGGACGAACUUCACCUUCAAUGGGAGGGGCGAGUACACACUGGUAACAGGAGAAAGAAAUGGCACAAAUGGAGUUUUAGAAAUCCAGGGAAGGACAGAACAAGUCAAGAAUAUAAAUGGGACAUAUGCAAAUUCGACUGGCUUUACUGCUGUUGCUAUGCAGGAAGGUGACUCUGAUGUGAUUGAAGUCCGUGUUCCAACCCAUUCUAACGAUGCCACUUUGGAGGUGCUGGUCAACCAUGGGGUUGUAACUUUCAAUGAGCAAAGCUGGAUGGAUCUUAAAGGUGUUUUUGUGUAUUCGGCCACCCCGCAGAAUGCUACUGUCAUGUUUCCAUCUGGAGCUGGUGUGGAAACGCGAGCAAGGGGUGCGCUCUUGAGUAUCACGGUUCUUUUACCAGACACAUUCAUGAACUGGACAGAAGGUCUCUUUGGAGUAAUGAGUAACAGCCCAGAUGACGACUUCACCUUCAGGAAUGGCUCAGUUCUGCCUGCUGAUGCCAGUCCGGAAAUGCUCUACGAACUGGGUACCAGCUGGGCAAUUGAAAACAAAAGUUCUCUCUUCACUUACGACAGCCAGUUCUUGCUGGAUAAUUACUUGCAUGUUCCGAAGCAUCACCCAGAUUUCACUCCCGUUUUCUCAGUGACGGUUGACCCUGCGGGUCCAUUGUAUGCUGAAAUGUCAGCACUGUGUCAAGGGAACAGGUUUUGCCAAUUUGAUACGCUUGUAACUGAGGACCUUCAGGUGGGAAACGCGACAAUGGCCUCCUACGAGAGUUACAUGAAGCUGGUCGAAAGCCUUGAGCCAGUGAUCGCCUGUGGGUUUCUGGAUGAGCCCAAGAAUGGGGCAAAGAAAGGGGACCUCUACUUGGUUGGAGCAUCUGUGAAUUUCACAUGCAAUCAGGGCCACGUCCUUUCAGGAUCAGCUAGGCGCACAUGCCUGCCAUCUGGGCAGUGGUCCGGACAGCCCACCUUUUGUAUAUCUGAGAACAUUCUGGGCAUCGUGCUAGGAACCUUACUCGCCGUGUUCUCGCUGGUUGUAAUUGGAGUGAUUUUAUUCGUGAACGAAAAGCGUCUGAAAUUGAGAAAAGCCAAAAUGGCUGCCUCUUCUCACGAGUAUCAAAACACCAACAUGGAGAAAACUGAGAACAUGUGACCCUAGGGAAUGAACCCCAGCCCCCAUCCCCACCCUUGGCAUGGACAGCCCCCUCCCUCACCACCCUCUGAUUUGCAGUCAGCCCAGCAAACACUGUCUGGGAGAUGGAUCUCUCUCUCUCUCGCUUUUUAAUUUCAGAGGCCUUCGGAAAAAGGGAUUACGCACUUUUCAGAACGCGGUGGAUAAUCUUUCAGACAGCUGUGGGCCAACUGUUGACAAAUUAAUUGUGGCUGCAUGCUGGCUACAGGAAUUUAAAUGAUCAUUUUUUAAAAACAUCUAAUGCCUGCAUAUGCUGGGGCCGGCCAAAUCGUUCAUUCAGUUCAGCCUGUAACAAUAUCAAUACCAGCCACAGGACUGAUUGCUCGGUGCAAGGCUGGUCUGGUUGACAAGAUUGGGAGUAUCGAUGAGUUUAGAUUUGUCAGCGUACUGAUUACUAUCCUCAGUCUGCUGUGAACUCUGACCUUUCUGUUCCUUCCUCCACUCUCUAUGGUUCAACACCCAUCCUCAGCACUGGCUUUACUUUGAGGACUGCAGAGAGGUGGGGGGAGCUGAGGGCAGUCCAGUACUUUUGCAGUUGCACAGAGAGUUCCUGAAGUGGUCAGUAGAACCACAUAAAAGUUGUAGCAUGGAAAGAGGCCAUUUGGCCCAUAUGCCUGCACCAUUUGAAUAAACCAGUCCUCCUCCCCCAUUCUAAUCCACUUUUCACUAAUCCACUGUACAGCGCUUCAGGUACAGAUCCACAGUCCUUUUAAAUGGGGUGGGAAUUUCAGCCACAAAUACCAAACUGGUCAAUGAUUUCCAGGUCCCGACCACUCUCUGGGUGAAAACGAUUUCCCCCUCUCAUCUUCGAACAAUUACCCCAUAGCUUUCACUGUUCUAAGGAAAACAAUCCUAGCCUCUGCAGUCUUUGCUUAUAGCUUCCAGUCGCAAGUUCUGGCAACAAUUUCUUCUGUACUCUUUCUAUAGCAAUUUUUAAAAAAUGGGAUGAGGGUGUUGCUGGCUAGGCAGCCUUUAUUGCCCAGCCCUAAUUUUCCAGGUUAGAGUUAACCACAUUGCUGUGAGUCUGGAGUCACAUGUAGGCCUGACCAGCUAAGGGUGGCAAUUUCCCUUCCCUAAAGGGCAUUAGUGAACCAGAUGGGUUUUUACCAAGAUUCAUCAUCAGGCUCUUAAUUACAGAUUUUGUUUUAAUUAAAUUUAAAUCUGCCCUGGUGGGAUUUGAACCUGCAUUCCCAGAACAUUACCUGGGUCUCAGGAUUAACAGUGCAGUGAUAAUACCACUAGGACAUCACCUCCCCUGAAUUAGAUCCUUCCUGUAAUGUGAUGACUGCAAAGUGAAAUCCCAUAAAUCUUUCUGACCUCAUUAUUGGUUCAAUUUCUGUAUUCUUCUUCUAAUUUUCUGAGAGAUGCAGGAAAAAGUUCAUUGGACCUCCAUUGGCUUAUUCUCUUUUUCAAAGGGGGCACUUUAUAUGAAUCAUGUGACUUUUCUGCACUCCAUGGUGAUGCUGCUUUUCAUAGUUUUGCAUGAUAAACACUCCAAAGGCUAACCGAGCACAGUGGAAUCUCCUCCACACUACCCUAUCUGUACGGACUAGAAUUUGCAAUGCAUUCAGAAUCCUGCUGCCAGGACCAAGCAGGGGUCUUGCAGACCUGAUUGUCAGUGGGCACCGCUGGCAUGAUCUUUCCAGGGGUGCCCAAUGAAUUGGCAACACUCACAGUCCCCUUGAGAAUGGGCUCCUGCUACUGCUCAUCCUGGCAGCUACGGAGCCCUCUAUCAGCCCCAUUGGGAAAGAUGGGGACCAUUAGGACGCCACAACCCAGAGCUGCCUUCAGAGAGAUAGAUUCAGAGAUGAAAAGCCAUUCAGCCCAUGAAUCACACUCUCGGUGGCUCUUUGGGCUGCAGAUGUGGUGACCCCCCUCUGACAUUUGGAGGCUUGGACACCUGUGGUUGCAUAGCCUGCCAUAGGAGGGCACCUCCAUGGUAACUGGUAGCUGCUUUGCUAGCAGCAGAAAAUGCCAGCAAAUGCUCUCACCCUCAAUUGCCCCUAAUUCUGACCUUAACAAUCUGGAACAGAGAACCCAUUUUACCCCCUCACUGCCUCUCAAAGUUUGCAGGGGAUGUGUUUGAGGUGUUACUACCCAAUUUUGUUUCUUGCUGUUGCCUCUCUCCAACAGUGGAGCUGGGAAAAUUCAGGCCCAGCUCUAGUGAUAAUGUGACUCUCGUCCAUAUAACUGUGGCUGUGGGGGCUGUUCUUGGAUUAAGAGCAUCAGAUUUGAGUGGACACUUUUGUCACCUUAUGCACACACCUCAACAGCUGUUAAAAGGCGAAGGUCAAUGCCGAUGCCAACAGCAAGUCUGGUGGUGGUGGAUCAUUCAGUUGGUGGAGACAGUGAUAGGAGGCAAUUGGUGUCCACUUAAGGCCUCAUCCCAAUGCUGCUGGUAUGCCCCCAAUGGAGGGUGUGUGUGGGGACUUGUGACUUGCUUGCAGCUUCUGGCUGGUAAGAAGGACAUUGAAAAAGGGGGGGCAUUGUUUUUAGACACACAUUCAAAGGCACUCUGUGCCCGAAGAGGAAGUGGGUUUCGGGAAUUGGGGAGGGAGGCCUAUUGAGAGCCAUCCUCUGUCCUAGAUUGCUGCUGACCCUGCCCACAACACCUCUCUCUUCAUCACUCUCCUGCCAUUGGUGUCCAAUAAUGAUGGUGGUCCUUGGGUGGGCACAGUACCAGCAGCAGCCACCGCAUUCUGAGUGGCACUGCUGAGUUAAUGGUCUUUGACUGGCCAACAGCUUUAAACUGUCAGGAUGCCUGGGGUCGCUGGGAAGACCCACUGCUGCCCAGUUAAAUGCCUGAUUUGAACUUAAUGUGACAAACAGAAGUGACAAGGGACUGAUGGCUGAGAGUCACAACAUCUCUGCAACACUACAAACUUCUUCCAGCUAGCAGACUGCACGCUAUAUUCACCUGAUCAGCCUGGGCAGCAUUCAGGUUCCAAGGAGUGACAGGAUAAUACUUUAAAACUGUGUCUCUCACUUACACCUAUGUCAUUGAUUUUCUCAACUAAAAAUGAGAGUUUUCUCAAAGAGAUAACAUCUAGCCAGCUAUGUUCACUUUAUAGCAUUGUGUGAUUAUUGAAUGUAGCAGCUUUUCAGAGUUCUUUCCUAAGUAACCUAAGCUGCCAUUUUGUGCAAUAAGGCUAUUAG
Hemiscyllium ocellatum (epaulette shark) is the source of this 6468-nucleotide messenger RNA. RefSeq names its product sushi domain containing 2 (gene susd2). The record is from RefSeq and is a predicted model, not a curated record. The coding region runs from base 745 to 3273 and encodes 842 amino acids. Lineage: Eukaryota; Metazoa; Chordata; Chondrichthyes; Orectolobiformes; Hemiscylliidae. The transcript has 17 exons.